GUAACUUGAUUAAAAACAUAACAGAUUUCUGAUGCAAAGUUCACCUUUCUCCUACAUCUGCGUGUUUCUUUGUCUGCUGGAAUGAUAUAAGGACACAGAUGUUAAUGCACCGGCCAAUGGUGAGCAGAAGGGGGCCGGACUGGACCCCUCUUCACUCCAUCCUGUCUUUUAAAACUCUGGGUGCUUCACCGAACUCCAUCAGACUUCAUUUGAAGGACAGGGGAAACAAAUUAAUGCUGGUGAUUUUCUUUCUUUUAUCUCCUUUCUCUAUUUAUUUAUUUUUUUUGUUACCGACAGUAUGUGGGACAUCACAGUGGUGACAUCCGUCCUGUCUACUCUCUUCGUAUUGUCUCUCGCAGAAGGGCCUAUCUGGGAAAGCUCACAUCUUCGGAGGUUAAACCAAACGGACAGGAACAGAAAGCUGGCGUACAACAGCCUCUUAGAACCGCAGACCACAGGCGUGACCGAGUGGACGUCCUGGUUCAACAUUGACCAUCCUGGAGGAAAUGGCGACUACGAGAGGUUAGAAGCCAUACGCUUCUAUUACCGGGAAAGAAUCUGCGAGCGACCCGUAGCCAUGGAGGCCCGGACUACUGAGUGGGUCGCUGCUGCGGAUACAGGGGAGGUGGUACAUUCCAGCCUGGAGAAAGGUUUCUGGUGCAUCAAUAAGGAGCAGCCAUAUGGCCGCAGUUGCUCCAACUACCACGUGCGAUUCCAGUGUCCACCAGUUCACUCUUACUGGACCGACUGGAGCGAGUGGGCGCCUUGCUCCGCCACUGCUUGUAAUGAUGUUGGUAUCCAAGUUCGGCAGAGGAAAUGCAUGAGCACCCAGCCUCUUCCGUUGCUGCUUUCGCCCAUCUGUGUGGGGCAUCAAGUAGAGAGGAGGGAGUGUUCGACACCACCAUGCCAAGCCGUGUGGAGCAACUGGAGUUCCUGGGGUUCUUGCUCGGUGACCUGUGGGAAAGGUCGCAGGACAAGACGAAGGACCUGCCACAGAUCUUCAACCAAAAUCCAAUGCGCAGGACGACACACGGAGGUCCAGAAGUGUGAAAGCACAUGUCCAGUCACGUGCAAGCACGUCUGUACUGAGGGCCGUCCCAGUAAUGACUGCAGCUACUGCAUCUGUGAAGGACAGACGUUACACGGGGAGGUCUUCAGUGUCACGGGUGUACCCGUGGCUGCUGCCACAGUAGCUUUGGCGGGUCAAGCCAAGAUCAUCCGUGGCCAAACUGAUGCCCAAGGUCGGGUCACGAUUGCUGGACUGUGCUCCAGCCCCCAGACCAAAGUCAUUAUCAGCAAAGACAAGUUUGCUCCUGCUACUGUCCCUGUUUACAGUAACAGCAGUGAUGCGUUCUGGGUACGGGCCAUCUUACGAUCGUCAGAGAAACCAUAUAUCGUGAAGCAUCCAGAAAACAAAGUACGCUACGAGGGACAACGUGCAUCUUUCUGCUGUGCUGCAACUGGAAUGCCUAAACCAGACAAAUAUUACUGGUACCACAAUGGAACCUUAUUGGACCGUGCCUUAUACAAGUACGAUGAAAAUUUAAUACUCAGAGACCUGAAACCAGAGCAGUCGGGGCAAUAUCACUGCAAAGCAACUAGCCUAGCAGGAAGCAUCAAGUCUACUUCAGCCCUUCUCACGGUUUUUGCUAAAGGGAUGCCAGCAUGCAACGCCACACCUGAAACUCACCUGAUCAAAUUACCAUUCGACUGCAGGCAGCCUGGAACAGACUCCAAGUUUUACAAUGCCGGCCGUUGUCCACACAACAAAUGUGCCGGGUCACUGGACUUUGACAUGCGCUGCAAAGAUGGAUCUGACUUUUGCUGUGGGGUCAAACAGAUGGAGGCUAAAGAGAUCAAGUGUGGCCGGUACAACCUGCCUAUCAAGGUUGUGAAGGAGUGUGGGUGUCAAACUUGUGUGGAGCCCAAAAUUUUUGUGCGGGGCAGGGUGGUUGCAGCGGACAAUAAUGAACCCUUGCGCUUCGGAUACAUUUACAAAGGGAACGAACGGAUAGGUACAACAGGGUAUCAGGGUGGAUUCACAAUUCAGGUGCCUCCAGACACGCAACGACUUGUGGUAAACUUUGUGGACCCCUCUCAGAAGUUUAUUGACACAAUCAAAGUUUUCAUCUUCGACAGGAGAGGAGGUUCAGUCUAUCAUGAUGUGAAAGUGAUGAGAAAACAGGAACCUGUUGAUAUCAAUUCUGCAGAAUCCAAUACAAUUUAUCUUGGAGAAAUCGAUGGAGAGGAGCCAAUUGGUCAACUCAUUAUACCUCCAAAUUCCUUCCACAAAAACACAGGGGAGGUGUACGAAGGGAAAGUCAAGGCCAGCGUCACAUUCCUUGAUCCACGCAACAUCACCAUGGCUGCUGCUACGCCUGGUGACCUUAACUUUGUAGAUGAUGAGGGAGAAAUGCUUCCUCUCCGGACAUAUGGAAUGUUUUCAGUAGAUUUCCGAGAUGAGGGAAACAAGGAGAUUCUAGGUGCCGGCGAGGUCCAGGUACUCCUUGAUACAGAGCAUGUCAAAAUGCAGGAGCAUGUCAAUGCUAUGAAACUCUGGUCCCUCAAUCCUGAUACCGGCAUUUGGGAGGAGGAAAGCGGCUUUAAACCUAAACAAACUACUAUUGCUAGUGGUGGGAGAAGCAAAAGAGAGGAGCGCACAUUCUUGAUAGGAAAUAUGGAAAUUAGGGAACGUAGGUUGUUCAACCUUGAUGUACCAGAAAAUCGCAGAUGUUAUGUCAAGGUGAGGGCAUAUAUGAGUGACAAGUUCCUGGCCAGCGAGCAACUAGAAGGAGUGGUAAUAAGCUUGAUAAACCUGGAGCCCAAGCCUGGCUACUCAUCAAAUCCAAGGGCCUGGGGACGAUUUGACAGUGUCAUAACAGGACAAAAUGGUGCUUGCCUGCCAGCCUUUUGCGAUGGUCAGAGGGCUGAUGCUUACACAGCUUAUGUCACAGCUUUAAUGGGGGGUGAAGAACUAGAAGCAGCUCCUUCGUCACCAAAAAUGAACCCAAACGUUAUUGGUGUGUCUCAGCCAUACUUGGGGAAAUUGGAUUACCAGCGGUCAGAUCACGAAGAUCUAGCACUCAAAAAAACUGCUUUCCGAAUUAACUUAGCCAAACCAAACCCUAAUAAUUUUGAUGAAACGAAUGGGCCGAUCUAUCCAUACCAGAAUUUGAUUGAAUGUGAAAAUGCACCUUUUGAUGCCAACCACUUUCGAUUUUUCCGUGUUGAAAAAGAUAAAUACGAGUACAACGUGGUACCAUUUGAAGAGAGUGACCUCACGUCAUGGACUGGGGACUAUCUUUCCUGGUGGCCAAACCCACAGGAGUUCAGGGCUUGCUACAUCAAAGUUAAAGUUCAGGGAGCUACAGAAAUCAUGGUAAGGUCAAGAAACCUUGGUGGCACUCACCCUCAGACCAGAGGUCAAUUGUAUGGCAUUAGAGACAUUCGCAGUACUCGUGACUUACACCAUCCGAACACCUCUGCGGCUUGUCUUGAGUUUAAGUGUAGCGGGAUGCUAUUUGAUCUGGAUGCUGUUGACAGGACACUCAUUUCUAUCAUUCCACAAGCAAAUUGUCGUCGGACGGGCAUAAACAGCCUCCUGCAAGAGUAUCUCAUAAAGCACCCACCUGUUGUUCAAAACAACGAGUCUCACUCAUUCAAUAUGUUAGCUCCUGUUGAUCCCCUAGGACACAAUUACGGAAUAUACACCGUCACAGAUCAAAACCCACGUGUUGCAAAGGAGAUUGCCAUAGGCCGAUGUUUUGAUGGUACCUCGGAUGGUUUCUCCAGGGAGAUGAAGUCAGAGACUGGAGUGGCACUGACUUUCAGUUGCCCCAAAAGAACUAUAACUCGUGAGAGUUUAUUCCAGCGCUUGCAAACAAAUCCUGGCCUAACACUAACACAGAUGGCUCGUGAGAUGAGGGAGUCUCAAGGAGUGCAAGUCAGACGAGGGUCAACCCAAAUGGUAGCCUAUCCCUUUGGCCAACAGGGCAGGAGCCAGAACCGCAGAGCCACGAACACUAACAGAAGUCGUCCUGCUACAAGGACACAACCAAGGAAGUAGAUCUUCUUUUAGGUUGAAGAAUUGAGGAAAAGAAUCAGAAAACCUGCCAAGUUGGUCAGCCUGAUGAUAUUAGAUGCUCUGUCGUAACUGAGCUAAAUCAACUGACUAAACACAUUUAAACUCUUGCUUUUUGGGUACGAAGAACUGUUUUCCUAUUGAAAAACUUGUGCAUUAGGACAAUUCUUGUAUGAUACAUGUAAACAGGCUAAAAGGCUCAUCCAAGAAAAUGUUAUUUAUUCAGUUGUGAAAUUGUCAAAUUGUGCUAUUAAGUGAUAAAGGUACUAAACAACCCUAGUCUUCCAUUGACAGUAGGCUUCAUGGGUGAAAAAAAGUCUAUAAGAGUUGGGGUCAUAUGUAAUGGCUGCCAACUUCUGCUGUAGUCAGUGACAUUGUAUGUAGAAAACUGGAAGUAAUGGACUAGACCUGAGGCAACAAAGACGUUCCAGUUAUGAUUUAACCACCCAUCAGCCUGACCAAAGCACCACUGACCACAGCCAAAAAUAGCAUCCCUAACAAAACAGAUAUUCAAAUGUAGACUAAACAAACCUGCGGUGAGACAUAAUCAAUGAUAAUGGUCCUAAAGCAGAACUUCAAACACAAAUUACACUGCAGUCAUUUGUUGAAAUGCCUUCUGCAACUUUUUAACUGUUAUGGCUUUGUUAUGAAAUCACAGUGCUGGUGUUCUACUCUUAUGGUAAAUCUGAUUGUAUAUUGUUUGUUGUGCGUCUAUGUCUCUUUUUUUGUAGUGCAAUAUUAUGUUCCAAUAAUGACUUGAGAGCCCUAACACGAAUGGCCUAUGUUAUGAGCCAAUCAACCAUAGGUCUGUUAAAUUGUUGGGCUAAUCCCUCAGUAAGUGUAUAUCUGAAUUUCAAAUUACAAAGCAGCUGAUUAUUACUUACAAUUCUGCCAAGGAAAGCAACCCAUUCUCUUAUUUAGCCAGCAGACAAUGCAACAACAUUGCAGUUGCAGUAUAUGACAUCUCCCUGGAUCUUUGUUGCUCAAGAAGAUUUUUUAAAAUACAAAUGUGUCUUUUAAACAUAAUGAACCACAAAGAAACAUCUGGUCAGUUGUAUUUACUGAUACAUGCGUAGGUAGCAUUUCAAAUCAGAUUUCAAUAUGGUAGUUGCUCUGGGUUUUAAUUGGUCUAUUCCCUUUACGCUUUAUACCACUACAGGCUAGCAAGGACAUUUUAAGCAGCAUUGAGGGAUUACAGUGCAUUAUGUAAUUGAUAUGUUUAGAUGUUUCAAAAACCGCGCACCCGAACUAAGAUUAUUCGCUCAUCUACGUUUUUUCCUGUUGAAAACUGCUAAAGGAAAAGCAAAAGCAUUCAGUUAAGAUGUUUGAAUUUGAAUAACUUUAUCUAAACCUUUGUAUAUUUGUAAUACAUCCAGUUACAGCACCUUUGGUCUGUGAUCUACGCUGUACUGCUUUUUCUUCAUAGGCAAGCUAGAGAUCAGUGGGAGGACAUUGGAUGAAUAUGGUGCUAAAAAGUAGUUGGCCAGUUUUGUGUCAAAAUAGGGUUUGUCUUCUGUUCAGCUGUCUGCAUGGUCUCAGGGAGACUAUAAAUUUUCCUGGAAUAUCGUUUGGUAAAAUGUGUUGAUAACUCAACAUUUGUCUCUAUAAUAAAGCGAAAGUUGAACAGUUGUCUGCUUCGUGAACAUGUUACAUAAACGAUUCCUGAAAAAUCCACACAAAAAAUUAUGUAACUUAUACUGCAUGAAACUACCCAUUUUGCAUUCUGAAACGCCAGUUUUAUGUGUAAAUUGUGGAAUACAAUGUAUGUCAAUUUUAUGAAAAUGUAAAUAAAGAUCUCUUUUAAACGUAA
Molecule: messenger RNA, 5891 nt
Organism: Paramisgurnus dabryanus
Lineage: Eukaryota; Metazoa; Chordata; Actinopteri; Cypriniformes; Cobitidae
Gene: cilp2
Product: cartilage intermediate layer protein 2
Source: RefSeq, a predicted model, not a curated record